UGGGAGCGGAAGUAGCUGGGAAAGGAAUUGGGAUGUUGAAUUUGGAUGUUGAAGGGGUCACUGGUGGACGGUCUGACCGAGUAACUGGAGUUGCUGCCGAUGGAGGAUCAGGAUGCCAGGGUCCCAGCCCUGGAACCAUUCAGGGUGGAGCAGAUCCCUCUCCAACCCCCAGCUCUCAUGUGAGAGAGCCCACAAGGCCACAGUGAAGAUCCUGGCAGAAAGGAGAGUGCCACCCAGCACCCAUCCCUCACCUUCCCUAUUCCUUUCUCAACACCUGCUGGGGCGUGGCAAAAGAGCUUUUCCCAGAAGACUUAGGGGAAACCAAACUGAUUUUUUUUUUUGGCCAAGUCAUACAUCUUGCAGGAUCUCAUUCCCCAACCAGGGACUGAAUCCAGGCCACAGCAAUAAAAGCGCUGAAUCCUAACCACUAGACCACCACGGAACUUCCCAAACUGAUAUCUAGAAAGGUGGUGGUUAUUAUGGAGUUUAGGCUUCCUGUGCUAAGACAACUCAAUCCUGCUACUGUUAUAGGGAAAAGGAGGUUACAACACAUGUUGAAAGAGCCCAGUUCAGGCCCUUGAGAUUUGGGGAAUGAAGAAUUUACAAUGUUCAGGUUUCUGUGCUGAGAUAAUUCAGGCCUCAGAAUGUUACGAGUAAACGCUUCCCUCUGCUGAUAGCUCAGCAUAGACCCAGAGCCUUGGGAACAAGGUUACCAAGCCCAGACCACCUGUGUUAGAUAGUACAGUCUGCAUUCUAUUCUUAAGGUUUGGGGAAAGAAGAGUUUUACAAAGUUCAGAAUCCAUGCACUGGGAUAGCCCUUUGCAGCCCCAGAGCCUUGGUUAUAGAGCCUGAACCUGCCCUGUGCAGUCUCAACUACUCCUAUCUUGUUUGAGUCCCAGGAAUGAGUUAGCUUAAAAGCUCAGACUCUCCUACUGAGAAAACCCAUCCCAGCCCCAUUACCAUGAAGGGAAUAAGGAGAUUUCUUAGGGUUAUUUUUUUAAGGAUGCUUUUUGAUUAAUUAAUUAAUUUUUGGCUGCUCUGGGUCUUCCUUGCUGUGCGCAAGCUUUCUCUAGUUGCGGUCUUCAAUGCCCCAAAGCCAAAAUGGACCCAGCUGUCCGGGAGGAAGUUACAGAACUGGGGUGGGCUCCCCCAUCCCCGGGGGAUGGUUCCUGAGCGACUGCCACCAUGGCUCCAGCGCUACGUGGACAAAGUGUCUGACCUCAGCCUUUUUGGGGGUCUCCCAGCCAAUCACGUCCUUGUAAACCAGUAUCUGCCUGGGGAGGGCAUCAUGCCCCACGAGGAUGGGCCACUGUACUACCCGACCGUCAGCACUAUCAGCUUGGGCUCUCACACCGUGCUGGAUCUCUACGAGCCUCGGCAGUCAGAGGAUGAUAACCCAACAGAGCAGCCGCGGCCCCCGCCGCGACCGGCCACCUCUCUGCUGCUUGAACCGCGCAGCCUGCUGGUGCUCCGUGGCACCGCCUACACGCGCCUCCUCCAUGGCAUCGCGGCAGCCAGCGUAGACGCGCUCGAGGCAGCCUCCCUGCCGCCCAACGCCGCCGCCUGCCCCUCGGCGCAGCCGGGAGCCCGCCUGGUGCGCGGCAUCCGCGUCUCGCUGACCAUCCGCCGAGUCCCCCGCGUGCUGCGCGCUGGCCUCCUGCUCAGCAAGUGACGCUAGGACCCAGGACCCGCUCGGAUUCCCGAGCCCGCUCCCGCUCUGGACUGCUACCGCCCUG
Molecule: messenger RNA, 1736 nt
Organism: Bubalus bubalis (water buffalo)
Lineage: Eukaryota; Metazoa; Chordata; Mammalia; Artiodactyla; Bovidae
Gene: ALKBH6
Product: alkB homolog 6
Exons: 7
Coding region: 1163-1672 (169 amino acids)
Source: RefSeq, a predicted model, not a curated record